UUUCUACGGUCGACAACCGGCGAGAGUGUUAGGAGUAGUGUUUCCUUGCGUAGAAGAUGGCAAUAUCGUUAUAAUUCGACUCUUUGCUUCUACGAACGGUAGGACUACUUUAAAGUCCAGUCAUUAUUUUUGAUGAGGCAUUACUUUUCAUAACCUAGACACAAUGAAGUAAAGCGCCUUUGAUCUAUUGAUUCGCCAUGUCUGGCGAAAUCGUCCACCUUAACGUGGGAGGAACGCGGUUUUCAACGUCUCGCCAGACGCUUACUUGGAUACCAGAUUCCUUCUUCACAAGUUUGUUGAGUGGGCGUAUCUCUUCACACAGAGAUGAAACAGGAGCGAUAUUUAUUGACAGAGAUCCAAAACUAUUUUCAAUUGUGCUAAGUUUUCUCAGAACCAAAGAAGUUCACUUAAAGGAUGUGGACUUGUCAGCACUGCGUCAUGAGGCAGAGUUCUAUGGAAUCACACCUCUGAUGCGCCGCUUAUCUCUUUGUGAAGACUUGGAUGUAGCAUCCUGUGGUGAUGUCCUCUUUCAUGGCUGCUUCCAUCCACCUGUUCUUCCACACCCUCCAGUCAUGGAAAAGCGUCAUUCAUCAGCCAGCUUAGAAAUGGCUGCCAGGGGUGCAUGUGAAGGGCCCAGGAGUCAAGCAGAACCUAGGAUGGGACAUUCUCGUCAGAGUUCAGUGGAUAUUCGUUCUCGUAGUCAUUCUCGCAACUCCUCUGCUGAUCUUCGUUACUCACAACAGCUAGCUGUUGAUCACUGCAAGAUAAUGGUUGGAAAGCAGGAAGUUAUUGUAAACCAAGGUUAUAUCUGUUUUAUUCUUGAAGGCCUUGAAUGGCUGAACCUUUUACUCAUGGUGGGAAAGAAUGAUGGGGAAGCAGGAUAUACAGCCAUGAGUACUACAUGCUCCCCAUAUGUGGAUCCUUUGCGUGUCACCAUGUUGAAGGGUCAUCACAACUGGAUUUGUGUGGCGUACCCACACUUUGUAUGCUGCUAUAGAAUGAAAGACUCAACAGGCUGGCACUUGAUAUGGACUAGUGAAUAUUUAUGUAACAUAGUGGAACGGGUUGCCAUCAAUGCCAAAGUCCUGAACUCCAUGCAAGACAACACUCACAAAAUGGUGGCGGUGGCCGCUGCAAAUGUUGUGCGACUGUGGUCCAUCACUGAUGAUGGGGAGAGCAGGGAGAUAGGUGUCUUCAGCUUAAAUGUCUCUGUAGAUUCUUUAUUCUUCAUUGGGAGUCAGCUUGUAGCACUCAGUCAGACAGGCAAAGUGGGCGUGUGGCACUCCAUGACGCAACAUUGGCAGAUUCAAGAUGUUGUUCCUGUUACAAGCCAUGAUACUGCUGGGUCCUUUCUUUUGCUAGGCUGUAGCAAUGGAUCCAUUUACUACAUAGACAUGCAGAAAUUCCCUCUUCGGAUGAAGGACAACGAUUUGCUUGUGACUGAGCUUUACCGAGACCCCGCAAAUGACAUGGUGACAGCGCUCAGUGUCUAUCUGACACCUAGAACAAUGUCUUCUACGGGGCUGAGUGGUAACUGGAUUGAGAUAGCUUAUGGCACAAGUUCAGGUACAGUGCGUGUCAUAGUGCAGCAUCCUGAAACAGUUGGCCAUGGACCACAACUUUUUCAGACCUUCACUGUCCAUCGUAGUCCUGUCACCAAAGUCAUGCUGUCUGAGAAACACCUUGUAUCAGUCUGCUCUGAAUACAAUCAUGUACGAACCUGGAGUGUGACACGUUUCCGUGGCAUGAUUUCCACUCAGCCUGGAUCUACACCUUUGGCAUCUUUCAAGAUCAUGUCCCUUGAAGACUUAGAUCCUUACAUCGGCUAUAUGGCUGGCAAUGAUUUUGGUCCUUUUGGAGAGCAGGAUGACACACAGGUGUUUGUGCAAAAGGUUGUGCCAGAGACUGACAGGCUUUUUGUCAGACUCUCAUCUUCUGGGCAGAGGGUGUGCGUCAUCAAGUCAGUUGACAACAGUACCAUUAGUGCAUUCUGUGUCCAUGAAUGAGGUUCAACCCGCAUGGGAUCUCGCCCAAGGCGAUAUCUCUUUACAGGACAUUCAAAUGGGAGUAUUCAGAUGUGGGACUUGACUACAGCUCUUGAUCUGAUGAACAAAACAUCUGAGAAGUCAUGCGAUGAUGGGGGUCCUACAGCCACAGAGCUUAUGCGCCUGUUGGAUCAGUGUGACCUCAGUUCUUCAAGAUGCUCCACUCCCUGCAUUAGUCCCUCACCUUCACUGUUAAUUGGUCCAGGACUGCUUCCACUUGGAGCUCGACUUAGAAGUAGUCUUCUGCAGUCAUCACUGCACAGUGGUGUGUUAGCUUUGAAUCCUGAUUGUGGCAAUGAAGAACAGUCAAUACCAGAUGAGGUGGAAAAUCCUGAGGAAGCACACAGAAGACUGCUAGCAUCAGAUCCAGAGGAGGGUCAGAAUGAUGGCGAAAUCCACGGUGCAGCAUUGGAUGAGGGUGCUGCUUCUUUUAAAACUGGAAAGAAUUUUAGAGUCAGUGGCGAUGGGGAUGGAGGAAGUGGUGGUAGUGCAAGGAAAGGUGAUAAGAGCAGUUACUGGGUGUAGAAAGUAGAAUAAAAUAAUUUUUUAGAAAAUGUCCGAUGAAUGGGCCUAUGAAGAAAAAAGUACUAAUAAAUGAAGUUAUUAUUGGCUCAGGCCACAUGGCUUCAAAGAAAAAAAUAAUAGAAAGUGCCUGACAAGUUAUUUAUAUAUUCUUUCCACUCAUUUUUUUCUUUAAUCCAGCACAGCAUUAGUAGCUUCAUGCAAAGUGGUCAAUGCAGACAAUGGAAGAAAGACAUGAGAUAUUACCUCUGAGCAAGAGAUAAUCAAAGUGCUGACCAAACCAAAGUGUUUUGAUUCCAGUAUUAACAUGCAUUAGUGACAGAAUAAGUCAUGAGAAGUCCAUUGUGCAAUACCAUAAUGUAGUAGAAGCAGAAACAGUAUUGUAAUUGUGAACUAGCUUUAUGACCUGAUGCUAAAUUGCCAUUCUUUAAAAUAAAAUCCAUAAUAAUAUUGUAGGUAUGUGUUUCAGCCAGUUCGCUUUACAUAUUCGGUCAAAAAAUUAGACUGAAAUGGCAAAUAGAAAUGAUGGUGAUGAUGAUUACUGAGAAAAUGGGUGCUUAAAGGGAAACAGGGUAUAGCCAUUAAAUCUGGUCUGAAAUGGAAAUGAGCUGCCUAUAUUGAUACCAGAGACUUUUCUUUCAUUAACAGUCUUACCACUAGUCAACUUUUCAAAAUUUGAGAUGUCCUUGAUGUUUCUUUGAUUUUUGACAUCAGCAUUAAAUGUGCCACUGCCAGUUGCUUACAUAAAUGUACCUAUUAUAAUAAUAAUAGUAACAAGUGAAGAUUAGGGGCUUGCCAUUCUUGUUUGGUUGUCAUUUCUGCUUGAUGUUUGUUGUCCAUGAAAUUUAAAUGUAUAUCACGAUCAUUCCCUUUUCAUUUCAGUACCCCUUAAAUUCUUCGACCUGUGAUAUAUUCAAGUUGCUGAUUCUGCUGGAAAUAGCCAUUCUUUUUUAACUGGUGGCUAUCUUUAGGACUUUGACUAAAGACUUACAUCCUGUCACAGUUAUUGAUGUUCACGCUUGUGCAAUGACCUCAAAUAGUUAAACAAAAUUUGAGUUAGAAACUUUCUAUCCUUUUUCUUAUGGGUAUGUUGAUGCCAUUUUGUGGUAUUUAACAGCUUUAAACAUGGACACCCUGCCUCACUCCUUGUAAUGUAUAGCAGAGUGCCAUAAACAACAGCCUUGGUGUGAAUAUUUUUAUCAGAUAACUGAGAAAGAGAUUGGAUACCAGUGGUCUGUGUAUAUAGAUGUUGCACAUAUUGUAUAUUUAUAUGCAUAACAGCUUAUAAACCUAGUGAUAAUUCUGCUAUACAGAACUGUGGUAAUUAGUAGAUCUCUUCCUCUGUUAGAAAACUCAUUACUGUGUUACAAAACUCACUGUGAAAAUAAAAGUGCAAACUGGAAAA
Molecule: messenger RNA, 3972 nt
Organism: Pomacea canaliculata
Lineage: Eukaryota; Metazoa; Mollusca; Gastropoda; Architaenioglossa; Ampullariidae
Product: BTB/POZ domain-containing protein KCTD3-like
Biological process (GO): protein homooligomerization
Molecular function (GO): protein binding
Source: RefSeq, a predicted model, not a curated record